Esox lucius (northern pike) is the source of this 2579-nucleotide messenger RNA. RefSeq names its product SIX homeobox 7 (gene six7). The transcript is spliced from 3 exons. The record is from RefSeq and is a predicted model, not a curated record. Gene Ontology annotation, cellular component: nucleus; transcription regulator complex. Bases 381 to 1181 code for a protein of 266 amino acids. Gene Ontology annotation, biological process: eye development; regulation of transcription by RNA polymerase II. NCBI's taxonomy places the organism in Eukaryota, Metazoa, Chordata, Actinopteri, Esociformes, Esocidae. Gene Ontology annotation, molecular function: DNA-binding transcription factor activity, RNA polymerase II-specific; RNA polymerase II cis-regulatory region sequence-specific DNA binding.
CGUCUUUAGCCUGCAAGAGCGGGCCAAACUCCAACAAGCACCUGACACCAACGCGACUGUCACAUAUAACUAUCUUAUAUCUCGCAAAUACCGGGAACGUAGAAACAACUUAUUUAAGGACUUCGCUACGAAUCAGACGAUUUCUUUUUUUUUUUACUACAAAUCUACAUUUGACUCAAUCGAUCUUUCACAUGUAGCCACACUAACGGCGGUGCGUAAAAGGCCAUUUGACGUGCGUUUGGGUUUCUCCGGCAGAACUGAUACCUGAAUGCGCAUCCGAUAUUAGGAAUUAAAUGUCCAUUGGCCAUGCCCAUAUAGGAAACAAACCAACGCUUAUUUAGAAACAAAGUUGACCAAGUCUAAGAAAAAAAGGGGGAAAUAUGUUCCCUCUGCCUAUGUUCACCCCUGAACAAGUGGCUCGGGUGUGCGAGAACCUCGAGGAGACCGGAGACAUCGAGCGCCUGGGGCGGUUCUUAUGGUCCCUACCGGCCGCCGUCCCUGGUUCCUCCGGGGAGGCACUCAACCGCCAAGAGUCAGUGAUGCGCGCCCGGGCACUGGUCGCAUUUCACGGGGGAAACUUCGAGGCACUUUACCAAAUCCUCCAGAGCCAUCGAUUUACGCGCGAAUCUCACGCCAAACUCCAAGAUCUGUGGCUGGACGCACAUUACCGCGAAGCGGAGAGGCUCCGGGGCCGUCCCCUGGGACCAGUGGAGAAGUACCGUAUCCGCAAGAAGUUUCCCCUGCCUCGCACCAUCUGGGAUGGAGAGCAGAAAACCCACUGCUUUAAGGUGAGACACCAAGCUGAGAGAACCCGUAGCCUGCUCAGAGAGUGGUACCUCCAGGACCCCUACCCAAACCCGUCCCGGAAACGACACCUGGCACAGGCCACGGGACUCACGCCCACACAGGUCGGCAACUGGUUCAAGAACCGACGCCAAAGAGACAGGGCUGCGUCGGCAAAGAACAGACUGCAGCAGGAUCCCGCCCACCUGCCUUCCGGAACCUCCCCUGAGGGUUCCAUUCAGGAGCACCACGCCCACCAUUCCCGCCUGCUGGCCGCCUCCCCUCGCCACCUGGGUAGCCCCGAGGCCAGCGACUGCAGCACGGGCACUGAGCCACGAGGCACCGGCGCCUCCACGCCGGACAUCUCGGUCAGCAGUGACAGCGAAUUUGAAUCUUGAGAGUCGGGGGUUGAUCGCCGCGGCACAAGGGAGGCUCUCAUUGGCGGAAUCCUGAGAAGAGAGAUGUUUAACGGUUUCCAGCCAAGAAGCCCCAGCCCCACAGAUAUAUUGAGACAAUAGACACUGUAGAACUGCAGUCUGUCCACGGCCUGGGUUUGGAUAUUUGGACUUGCUAUUUGAGAGGCUUGUGAAGACUUGAUGUAGUUGCUGUAUCUGAUGAGGAGGGCUGGGGGUUGGCGAUUGGACUACCCACAGACAUAUGCACUUAAAAGGCCCCUAGAUUACUGCAUGGUACACUGCCGUCACAAGGUUCUAUGCUCAGUAUGACCAUAUAACUGUUCCACUGACUAGUACAAAGAAAUACCCAAUAUAAUUCUUCCCUCUAUAGAUUUGGACUGGAACAUGGGUACUGACAGUCUUACAGGCAGUCAGAAGCAAUAACAUAUUCUAUUACAGCAAUGACAGUUCUCAGGCAUGUAUUUUAUAGAAAUAUUAUCCAUUCCCGCUGUUAUCGUUAGAGAUUAUACUGAAUUAUAAUGUUAUGUUUUAAUGUUUACCCAUUUGAAGUCGUAUUUCACAUAUUCCUGAGUUGUCUACAUUUCAAUACAAGCUUUUAUCUAAUAUCUUUAUUUACAAUGAAAACUGCCUUCUGAAGGCUGUUGGUUGAUUACACGAUCAGUUGUUGGUGAACUCUGAACUGCUUAUGACCAGUGAUUGGAGCUCAGUUUCGCAUAUCUCCUCAUACACGCCACUGCCUUAAAAGGGAAGUAUAUGGGCGUUACAGACAUACUGAACUCUGUUAGUUCCUCUUCCAUUAGGCACUGUCUCUAUACAGUCCCAUCUGGUUUCUAAAGCUAACAUAACACAAUAGAUAUAGGCCUACAUGUUCAAGGAAAUCUUGUUAUUUGUGUGAAAGAUGUCAAUGUAACUGCUGUACAACUACGCUGCUUUUUGUCCACAAUGUCUCCAUUGAAAUAUUAACCUAUUUGAACCUGGUACAUCUUUUCAAACUGUUGUAUGAGGCAUCAUAGAGUGUGGAAUCCUGCUCUCUCUGAUGAUGGACUGAUUGUGCUUUUCUUGACUGAGGAUACGAAGUAGGGCGAAGUUAGAGGAAUACAAAUUAAAGGAAUCAAAUUUAAAAGCAUGUAUGAUACAUAAAGUGAGCCCAACUUGGUCUUUACCCAUUGAUGUGCCUAUAAACCUUGGAGGACAGAAUAGCAACUGGUUUCAUAUACAGUUUAUGGCAGUUUCCUCUUUAGGCUAUAAUAGCCGACCCAUUUGAGUAUCACUAUGCAAUACAUUGGUUUAUUGUAAAACAGUAUUUUGUAAAAAGGUGUCUGACAUAGUCGAUGUAUUUGGAAUAAAGGAAACUAUUUUUUAUAGUUGUUGAAAUCUGGA